GAAGAAGCUGAUUUCUAACCGUGCGGACGUGUACAUUAAUUUUAACCGUUGGCGUGCUUUAUUUUUCUCAUCGGAUCAUAUCAACUCUUGUUUAUUAUAAUAUAGGAUUUUUAAGGGAAAAAAUGGCAACCGUUGAGGAACUGAAGCUGCGAAUCCGUGAGUUAGAAAAUGAACUAAUUAAAUCUAAACAGAAGCAAAGUGAUGCUGAACAUCAUCUCAGACCAAAGAUUGUUAAAAUGAGUGCUGAAGUCGUAGACUCAAAUCCAUACAGUCGUCUAAUGGCACUCAAAAGGAUGGGCAUAGUUCAAGACUACGAGAAAAUCCGCUCGUAUGCUGUGGCAGUGGUGGGAGUUGGAGGUGUGGGGAGUGUCACUGCAGAAAUGCUCACCAGAUGUGGCAUUGGUAAGUUGCUGCUGUUUGACUAUGAUAAGGUGGAGCUGGCCAACAUGAACCGCCUCUUCUUCCAGCCACAUCAGGCAGGGCUCAGUAAAGUUGAGGCUGCAGAGCACACUCUUAGGAACAUUAAUCCAGACGUUGCUUUUGAGACCCACAAUUACAACAUCACCACAAUGGACAACUUCACACAUUUCAUGGACCGCAUUAGUCACGGAGGACUUGAGGAGGGGAAGCCUGUAGAUUUGGUCCUCAGCUGUGUUGAUAACUUUGAGGCUCGGAUGGCCAUUAAUACAGCAUGUAAUGAGUUGGGUCAGAUCUGGAUGGAGUCAGGCGUCAGUGAGAAUGCCGUUUCUGGACACAUCCAGCUCAUCAUCCCUGGAGAAACUGCCUGUUUUGCUUGUGCACCUCCCCUCAUAGUGGCUGCAAAUAUCGACGAGAAGACGUUGAAGAGGGACGGAGUGUGUGCCGCCAGUCUGCCCACCACAAUGGGAGUGGUCGCCGGGCUCCUUGUACAGAAUGUCCUGAAGUAUCUGUUGGGGUUUGGGACAGUGAGUUAUUACCUGGGCUAUAAUGCCAUGCAGGAUUUCUUCCCGAGCAUGGCAAUGAAGGCCAACCCACAGUGUGAUGACAGACACUGCAGACGACAACAGGACGAGUACAAGAAAAAAGAAGCAGAGCGGCCGAAGCAGGAAGUAGUACAGGAAGAAGAAGAAGUAGUGGUGCAUGAGGACAAUGAAUGGGGCAUUGAGUUGGUGUCAGAGGUGUCAGAGGCAGAGCUACAGGACGCAUCAGGACCGGUGCCAGAUCUACCGGAGGGCAUUACUGUAGCCUACACCAUACCUGAGAAAGAUGGAGGAUCAGGGGAGACGGUGGAGGAAACAGACCAGAGUUUAGAAGAGCUGAUGGCUCAGAUGAAGAAGAUGUAAGGAAACAACAAGCAAGAGGAAAAUGACAUCCUUGAACUCUCCCAGAGACACUAAAGACAAACUCGUUAUUAUUUUGUACUUAUGCACAUGUAACAUCGGAGGUCUCAUAUUAAAUG
Sinocyclocheilus rhinocerous is the source of this 1438-nucleotide messenger RNA. RefSeq names its product ubiquitin-like modifier-activating enzyme 5. Gene Ontology annotation, biological process: protein ufmylation. Gene Ontology annotation, cellular component: cytoplasm; cytosol. Lineage: Eukaryota; Metazoa; Chordata; Actinopteri; Cypriniformes; Cyprinidae. The record is from RefSeq and is a predicted model, not a curated record. Gene Ontology annotation, molecular function: UFM1 activating enzyme activity. The transcript has 12 exons. The coding region runs from base 123 to 1322 and encodes 399 amino acids.